AUGUAUUUAGUCACAAACAAAUUCUGCUCUAAAGAUUCAAACAACGCAUCACACGGUGAAUGUCCUGCCGUGAACGCUUUACUUUCAAAGCCGAAAUACACGGUCAAAAUAUUCCCCGCGACUCUCAUCGAGACCAUUCCACAAUCCCCGUCAGGAGAAAUCCCAACAGAAGUUCAAAAGCUCUAUACAUGGGCAGGGCAUAUUUGGCAUCAUGGACAUACAAGUAAUCCAAUCUCUAAUGAAUCGAAAGAUUCUAUCUACAGAAGAGACAAGUGCAAAGACGGGUGUGUUGGCUAUAUCUAUUCUUGGGCUUGUAAAAGAGGAUGGAAAACGGGUCAUGUAUUCGUGGAUGUUUUAUGUGGAAGUGAAUGCAUAACUUGCCCUGGGAGUAGUGGUUCAAAUUCUCCCACCACGAUGCCUAAACUUCAAAGUAAAGAUGGUGCGAGAUUGGGAUAUUGUUAUACAUGUGAAAGUGGAAGGCGGAUGGACAGAUCCACUAUAUGUAGAGUGAAAGACUCUGUUACAUUUGGAUCUGGAAGAGCUACUGUACUUGAAAGAGUUAAACAUGGGAUUGGAAGGCCACUUGCACGUGGGAUAUAA
This is a messenger RNA of Botrytis byssoidea, 600 nucleotides long. RefSeq lists its product as uncharacterized. The transcript has a single exon. NCBI's taxonomy places the organism in Eukaryota, Fungi, Ascomycota, Leotiomycetes, Helotiales, Sclerotiniaceae. The coding region runs from base 1 to 600 and encodes 199 amino acids. The record is from RefSeq and is a predicted model, not a curated record.